Symbiodinium necroappetens is the source of this 1556-nucleotide messenger RNA. The record is from the annotation of a GenBank genome assembly. NCBI's taxonomy places the organism in Eukaryota, Dinophyceae, Suessiales, Symbiodiniaceae.
GUUCGACUCCACCACCACAAACGGUGCUGAAGCUUCGAAUGCCCAAGCAAGAGGUGAAGGCAGAGCAGCCACAUGUCGCACCAGCCACUGGACACAAGGUCGCUGCAGCCUUGCCGGUGCAGCCUGUUGUGGACACAGUCAUCACAGCAUCACCUGUUGACCCUGCAACAGCAGAUACCCAGGUGGAUGCCGACAUGCAGCAAGCCAACCUCACUGCCUGUGCUGAUGCAGAGAUGCCCCCGGCUGUGGAGACACCUGCUCAUGAGCAGGGUGAUGUGGACAUGGGACCCCCAGCAGCCGAGACAGCCCCCACGCAGACAGAGAUGCCUCUUGAUCAGCACUGUGAUGUAGACAUGCCCCCUGUGUGCACAGAGAUGCCCCCACCAUCUACGACGCCCGUGAAGCCUAAGCCAUCCGGUGCUAUAGACAGUACACAGCAGGAGCAGACACCACUCGAUCCACCCGAGCCAUCCGAUGCUGUAGACAGUACACAAUUGCAGACACCAGUCGAUCCGCCCAAGCCAUCCGAUGCUGUAGACAGUACACAAGAGCAGGCACCAGUCGAUCCACCCAAGCUGUGUGAUGCUGUAGACAGUACACAAGAGCAGGCGCCAGUCGAUCCACCCGAGCUGUGUGAUGCUGUAGGCAGUACACAAAUGCAGGCACCAGUCGAUCCACCCAAGCUGCGUGCGGAUGAAGAGACCAGUGUUGCGGCCCAGCCCCGUAUGCGACAUGCUGACACAAUGAGUACCAUGGUCCUGGGGCAAUGGAGUCGAGAGGACUUGAGCGAGGCUAUGCAGGAUGAACCCAAACCAAGCUUGGUGGCAGCCCUUGGUGUGAAAUACUUUGGCAUGUUUCAUGGGGCAGAUGAAAGUAUGGAUGCGGCCGAGAUGGCCGAGGCUUCUAGCUUGCUGACGUGGGCAGGUCAUGUUCUUGGUCCCAGCUGCAAUUCCGAGACGCGUGAAGUGUCCUUGGCAGCAGCAGAGGAAAUGGCAGGGGAAACCAUUCGGGGUACGGCUCUCUUGCCCCACGAGACCAAGCUCUUCCUAGCCCCGGCUGUUGAAAGCGUGAAUGAGGCACUGUCUCGAAUCCGUGAGUUCAAUGGUCUCGAGGAAUCAGUGCGAUCGGGACAAGAAGCUGUUCAUCAACAAGUUGAGAAAACACGAACUGCCCUAAGCCAGCAACAUGCAAAGGGAGACAUUUCCGAGGAUGUGCACACGCAAAAGCUCAAGGCCGUGGAUGCAUGGUGCACGAAAAAGGAACAGGAGCUCUAUGAGAAGCUACAGGCCAAGGAAGACGAGGUAUGUGCCAAGAUCAAUGCAGCGAUUGUAUUGAUUUUGAAGGCCUGGGACAACCUGAAGCCUCAGCCGGCACUCUUGGAAAGGAUUGACGAGAAUGGUGAGCAGCCUAUGGAGGUGGAUGAUCUGGAACAAGAGAUGAUGGCAGAGCUGGAUGCCCAGCUGUUGGCUACAACCUUGCACGACAAGGCCUAUAAUGACGUAUACCUGACAACCCCAAACCCCAAACCCCCAAACCCCAAAACCCCAAAACCCUAA